Molecule: messenger RNA, 1005 nt
Organism: Penicillium verhagenii
Lineage: Eukaryota; Fungi; Ascomycota; Eurotiomycetes; Eurotiales; Aspergillaceae
Exons: 1
Coding region: 1-1005 (334 amino acids)
Molecular function (GO): hydrolase activity
Source: RefSeq, a predicted model, not a curated record
AUGAACAACCACUUACUCCCAUUUUCAUAUAAUCAGUCACGGCCACCAACGUGGCUGGGCCGCCUAAUUCAGCCGCUAUCAGACAUUCUGUGUGGAAGCCCCAGACACACUACACCGCAGCAGCCAUCGACAACACCGAUCAACCUUCAAAAUGAUCAGGACGGUGUCCCUCCAAUACGCAUUGUAUGCAUCUCAGAUACGCACAACUCAACACCUAUCCUUCCACCUGGUGACAUCCUGAUUCACGCAGGCGACCUGACCACACAUGGCACCUUCGCUGAAAUGCAAGCACAGCUCAAAUGGUUAUCGUCACAGCCGCAUACAUACAAAAUCGUGAUUGCGGGAAAUCAUGAUAUUCUCCUAGACGAAAAAAGCGACGCGAAAUUUCUCACACGCGCGGGAGAUAGUGCCACCGAGCGAAAACAGUUAGAUUGGAGCGGGGUCGAAUAUUUGCAAGAUGAAGCAAUCACUUUGAAACUGCCAGUUCCCGGUCUGGGAAAGCAACAAGUGCGCAGGGUGAAGAUAUAUGGGUCUCCAUUGACACCGGAGUUUGGUCUCUGGGCAUUUCAAUAUCCUCCAAUCCGCGACGUGUGGACCGGACGCAUUCCGGACGAUACUGAUAUCCUGGUGGUUCACGGUCCCCCCGCUCUAUAUGGAGAUAAUGAUGGCGAGAAAAGACCGACUGGCCAAGUCAAGGUGAAGGGCGAUGGCUAUCUACUGUGCGAAAUACGCAGGGUGAAGCCUAGGAUGGUUGUCUGUGGUCAUAUUCACGGGGCAUAUGGCCUCGCGGCUAUCCAACACGAUGAUAUUGAAGACGCCAUGGAUGGACUACAAAUGGCAUGGAAAGUCUAUGGCCUGUUACGAGCUCUAAAACAGACUCUAUGGAGCAAGAUUGCCAUAGGAAGGAAUAUUGAUGGCCGGAGGGAAAGUCAUAUCGUCAACGCCGCCGUGGCACCAGGCGUUGACCAUCGCGAAGAAAAGAGCGUAAUCGUCAUUGACUUCUAA